Phytophthora sojae is the source of this 1707-nucleotide messenger RNA. RefSeq lists its product as hypothetical. Bases 1 to 1707 code for a protein of 568 amino acids. The record is from RefSeq and is a predicted model, not a curated record. The transcript has a single exon. Lineage: Eukaryota; Oomycota; Peronosporomycetes; Peronosporales; Peronosporaceae.
AUGCCCACCUCGCACGACUGGCAACCGCUCUGUAGUGAGCUCUCCGAACGAGAUGAUGACAUGCUGCUUCUGGGUAUGAAGGCCUUCAAGGCAUCCAGGAGCCAGCUCAUGCCCUGCACCGCGUGCGCCUCCGCCACCGUGCAUUUGAUGCGGUACAAGAUUCUGCUGUGUGCGUGCAAGCAGUGCAAGGCGGUGGCCCCGUUCGCGAAGUGCCCGUGGCGUGCCAAGGUGCUGAUCUGCCAAGAAUCGAAGACGGUGACCAUGAGUGAGCGUGGCAAGCAUUUCUCGGCGGCGAAUCCUCGCCGGAAGCCCACCAUCACACGGGCGCAACGCGCGUUCAUCCACGACAUGACGCGCGAGAACCUCACGCCGCUCCGCAUUCUGCAUGCGAUGUCGCGCAAAUUUGGACUGCGUCUAGAAGAUCUACCUGAGAUUCGCAAGGUGCAAAACUGUGUGAGCCACUACCUGCGCGCUAAGCUCGGCGGGAACGAUCGCGUUAGCGACGUCGCUACCCACGUGGCUGCGUAUUCCUUCACCGGCAGCGAAGCUGAGCAUGAUGCCUUUACCUUUACGCGCGACACGAAUGCCCGCGGCAAAUGCAUUACGGGGGACGGCUCGGACAAGCACCCUUUUGUUGUUGGCGUUACGACGAAGGUACUCCUGCGAUCGGCCAAGUGCGACCCGGCCUCCGUCAUUCUGCAUGUGGAUGCGACGUUUCAGCUGGACCGGCUCAGCUACCCAGUCAUCGUCGUCGGCCUCUCAGAUGGAUCGCGAGCGUUUCACCUUUUGGCUCUCUUCGUUACGUCGCAAUUGGAAGAGCGGCACUUUACCGAUGCAUUUGCCGCGUUGCGGACUGUGUACGCGCAAGUGGUUGGUGAGGCAAUGCGUGUGCGCUAUGUGAUGGCAGAUGCCGACGCUGCUCAAUUCAAUGCCGUACAGAGCGUGUUUGGGAUCGACUGCACGUACACGUAUCUCAUGUGUUUCUACCACGUGAUCGCAAAAGUACGGGUUGCCGUGAAGGAGCGCAUGAGUGGGGUUCACGGCGACGUGGUGGCCGAGGUCUACAGAGAUAUCUAUGAUCUGCACUUCUCGCUUACUGAAGCGGAGAACUUGACACGCAAUGAGAAAGUGCUGUUUGAGUGGAACAAGCGUCCCGAGCUGGACGCGUUCCGCAAAUACAUGAAGAAGCAGUUGAUGAAGGGGAAAUUUAGCAGCUGGCAGUGCUAUCUUACGCCUACGGGGUUCGCUACUACUAAUAACCCCUGCGAGACCUUCAAUCGCGCGUUCAAGCGUGACUACACGCAGAAGCGGAAGCUCAAGCUUGUGCUGCUGCUGCAGCAGAUGCGCGACUGCUGUAGCCAUCGGUCCAUGGCGGCCUUGCCGAUCCUGCAGCGGCGGAAGUCAGACAAGCUCCUCCAAGCUCGAGCAACGUCGCUGCGCACGGGCGGGUACCUCCGUGAGCACGUUCAUGAGCGCAGCAGCAUCGGCUUCUUGAUCGACGAUACUAACGAUGACAUUGUAAGGGUCCUGGCCGCGCAGCCGCCGCGGUUCUACGUUCCAUCACGCGGCCGGACUGAGAAAGCCGCCGAUGUCGCCGCCAGAUUCUCGGUGAACUACGCAAUGAUGGAGGUUGAGGCGCAGCCAAGCACCGGGUGGCCCGUGGAUAUCACGGCCGGGCAUUGUCCGUGCGAUACCACGCAAAGAUGA